Molecule: messenger RNA, 1011 nt
Organism: Canariomyces notabilis
Lineage: Eukaryota; Fungi; Ascomycota; Sordariomycetes; Sordariales; Chaetomiaceae
Exons: 3
Coding region: 1-1011 (336 amino acids)
Source: RefSeq, a predicted model, not a curated record
AUGCUGCUCUCAUCCCUAAAGGACCUGGCCAAGUUGAAGAACGGCCGGACCUGGGUCUUCACAACCAGUCGUCCGCACGCCCAGGACAUCCACCGGGAAUUUGACGACCCUUCUAUCAUAACCCGAGUUGAUAUUAGCGCCAGAGAGGCAGAUGUUGCGAUGUUCGUCAAACAGCAACUGGAAAACGAUGACGACCUUCUAGAGUUAAUCGCCGCUGAUGGAGAACCUGGUUACGGGCCAAGCCUUCUCGAUAGAAUCAUUUGCUCAACCGCGCGACAAGCGUCAGGGAUGUUUCUAUUGGCAGCCUUACAGGUGGAACAUAUCCGGGCCUCUGCCAGCAUCAGGGAUGUUAACGAUGCCCUCACGAGCAUGCCAACAGGUCUCUCGGACAUGCCCUUAACUGUCGACGAGCUUGGACAUGCUCUUGUGGCGGAAGAAGCAGGCGAAGCAACUCCACUGCCACGGCAGCUGGACGCGACUGCUCUGGUUAAGGACAAGUUCAUAGUCAACGUGUGCGCCGGUCUUGUUGCAGUUGAGCCCAUGAGCAAGCGAGUGCGCUUGGUUCACGCUACCGCCAUGGAAUACCUGGACCAGCUGGGGGAUCGUCAUUUUGCCCUCGCCGAGGAAAGAAUUACUCGAGCUUGUUUGGCGUACCUCUCGUUUGAUGAAUUCGCCAACGGGCCUAGCCCGUCUGACGACAGCAUGGAGCGCAGGCUAGAGAACUUCCCUUUCCUGCAAUACGCGGCCAAGUGGUGGGGCUGGCAUUUGCAAAAGACGCGAAGCUUGCAUCUCCAGGAAAUGGCCUUGAUGCUCCUCAAAAACCAUAGAAGCAGCAUAUCCAUUAGCCAGGCUUCCCACCUUCCAAGCUUCAGGUUCCACAAUUACAGCCAGCUUUAUCCCAAGAACGUCAACGCGUUGCACGUUGCCGCCCAGUUCGGCUUGGACGAAUUCGCCAAGUCGGUUCUUGCAGACGGCAACGCCGACCUCGACUCGGAAGACAGCUUCGGAUGA